Molecule: messenger RNA, 1543 nt
Organism: Papaver somniferum (opium poppy)
Lineage: Eukaryota; Viridiplantae; Streptophyta; Magnoliopsida; Ranunculales; Papaveraceae
Product: gibberellin 2-beta-dioxygenase-like
Exons: 2
Coding region: 109-1155 (348 amino acids)
Biological process (GO): response to light stimulus; gibberellin catabolic process
Source: RefSeq, a predicted model, not a curated record
CAAAAUCAUUAUUAGGAUUUGCUUCUUCUAGCUCUCUCUUUCAAAACCCACAAAACCCCUGCUUCUUCUUCCUCUGUUUUCUCCUUCUUCCUCUGUUUUCUCACAACCAUGGUGAUUUACUCAAAACCAUCCUUAUUAGAACAAAACUUCUCAACACCCAUUAGAACCUUCAUCAAACACCAGCAAAAGACUAUCAUUCCAGUAAUUGAUAUGUCAAAUCCAUAUGCAAAACACAAUAUCGUCAAAGCUUGUGAAGAAUAUGGAUUCUUCAAAGUCAUUAACCAUGGCAUACCAAUGGAAUUAAUGAGUGCAUUAGAAUCUGAAGCUGUUAAGUUCUUCUCUUUACCUCAAUUCGAAAAAGAUAAAGCUGUUCCUGCUAGUCCAUUUGGUUAUGGGAACAAAAAAGUUGGACCAAAUGGUGAUGUGGGUUGGAUUGAGUACCUCCUCUUAUCAACAAAACUUGAUUCUGCAUCCUCUUCUCAAUUAUUCAAUUCAUUAAGAGGAAACCCAGAUUUUUUCAGGUCUCUUGUGAAGAGUUACAUAGGAUCAGUAAAGAAUUUAGCUACGGAAGUUCUUAGAUUACUGGCAGAUGGUUUGAUGAUGCAAGAAAGAAAUGUGUUCAGUAGAUUACUAGAAGAUGAAGAAAGCGACUCGAUUUUCCGAUUAAAUCAUUAUCCUCCGUGUCCUCCUCCUCCUAACCAUCGUAAUACGGUCGGGUUCGGAGAACAUACAGACCCUCAGGUAAUAUCAGUGUUGAGAUCAAACAACAUCACUGGCCUUCAAAUUGCUGAUAAAAAUGGUUCCUGGAUUCCUGUUCCACCUGAUCAGAACUCAUUCUUCAUCAAUGUUGGUGAUUCUUUACAGGUAAUGAGCAAUGGGAGGUUCAAGAGUGUGAAACACAGAGUGAUCCAAAACAGUAUGAAAUCUAGGGUGUCAAUGAUAUAUUUUGGUGGCCCACCUUCAAGUGAAAGAAUAGCACCUUUACCAUCACUGUUGGCAGAAGGUGAACAGAGUUUAUAUAAAGAAUUCACAUGGUCUGAAUACAAAACUUCUGCUUACAAAUCAAGAUUGGCUGACAACAGGCUUUGCAAAUUUGAGAAACAACAACUUUCAAGGAAGAUACCACUGGAGUAUCGUGGUAAAGUUAUUGGAUGAUAAUACCAAUGACCUAGAUUUCAUACUGUUUUCUUUAUUGGAUCAGUAAAGAAUUUAGCUACGGAAGUUCGAGAUUGGCUGACAACAGGCUCUGCUAGAUUUUAUUGAAUGAUAAUACCAAUGACCUGAUCCGAGUUCGAAACUCGUCGUCAUUAUGGAAAAAGGAACAACAAAACUUAGUGAAUAGUGUGUAGUUUUCUUUUCUUUUUUUUCUUCCUGCUAUUUCUAUUUUUCUUGGCCAAUUGUAUUUAGUCAAAAAAACUAAACUACAACAACUAACUGUGGUUGGAAUUGUGGCACAUGAAUGAAUGCUCCUCCAGAAUUGAAUAUCUUCUUACGGAAAAGAUGUAUACAGCAAAUUUCAGCUAUAAAAUCUUACUUAUCUAGA